Molecule: messenger RNA, 1601 nt
Organism: Harmonia axyridis
Lineage: Eukaryota; Metazoa; Arthropoda; Insecta; Coleoptera; Coccinellidae
Product: PI-PLC X domain-containing protein 1-like
Exons: 6
Coding region: 195-1466 (423 amino acids)
Biological process (GO): lipid metabolic process
Molecular function (GO): phosphoric diester hydrolase activity
Source: RefSeq, a predicted model, not a curated record
GAAUUUACAAAAGUUUCAUAAUGAUGUGAGCAGCUCAAAAAUCAAUCACAUACUAUAAAUAUUGCUUCUCAUCAAAGUAGCAUAUCAUGGUCGAAUGAGUUCUUACAAUGAUCUGGCAAUAUUGUUAACUUUAUAGAUUUUCCUUCAAUUAAUUCCUCUCACGUUGCUGCUAAUGAGACGUCUAUGGCAGAACAAUGUUCGAUCCUUAUAUUUCAAUCUACACAACUAUGGUUAUUUCAAACUUUACGGCUGGUAUCAAUGAUGGAGCCUACAAAUGCGGUCCACUAUACAUCACGGUAGAAAGCACAGGAUUCAUACUUUUGAAUUGGGAUUUCAUGCUUUGUAAACUGAAAAAUCAUCCAGAUACGAUAACAUUUUAUACAUUGGACGAAAAUAACCAGAUAAAUGAGGAAACAAUUUCAACCAAAGGUAUAUUAAGGGGUUACCACAAAACCGAAAAGGCAUUUCCAACACCUUAUGAAAAAUUUCCCAUGGGGUGGAAUAUUGAUGAUGUACGCCAAGAAUUUGGGGCUCACUGUCUACCAUAUGUGAUAGAGAGUAGAAUAAUGAGCACAAUCAUAGAUCGUCGAUGCAUGAGAAUAUAUCCUUCAUGGAUGCGACACUUUGGAGAACUUCGACUAGGAGAAAUGAUUAUACCUGGGACCCAUAAUUCUGGUGCUUGGACAGGAGUACCACCAAUUUUGUUGGAUAAAUAUGUAUUGAAUCAAGAUAGAGACCUGUAUGAGCAACUUGUAUUCGGACAAAGAUAUUUUGAUAUAAGAGUGGGAAUCCUUGACAACGAGUUUCGAAUCACCCACAACUUGGUUCAGACAUCGUAUUUCGAAAAAGAACUAGACAAAAUAGCUAAGUUCGUUCAGAAAUCUCCAAGGGAGAUAAUCAUCCUGGACAUACAUAAAUUUAACAUACCGGUAGAGUUCUCCAAAGCGGAUCAUAUUCAAGUGGUUGACCUAAUAGACAAGAAAAUUGGAAAAUACAUCAUUCCCAAGUUUGCUAUAGGGGAACACAAGUAUGGCCCAAAAUUGAAAACUCUAAUGGCUUCUAAUAAAUCGAUCAUAGUGGCCUAUCAUGAGCCUGAAUUGGUUGAAAAACAUCCAUACUUCUGGCCGGCUAUCCACAGGGACUGGGGAAAUAAAAUAUAUGUAGAAGAGCUGAAGAACUACCUUAUAUCAGUAGCGCGUUCUAAAGAAACCGGAAAUCCUAUGAAAGUAGUAAUGGCAGAAAUGACGCCAAAUCUGAGAUACAUUGCCUUGAAUCCAACAAAAGGUUUAGGACCAUUGGCUGAUGAGGUGAAUAGAAAUCUCACCUUAUGGAUAAGGGACAACAAAUUAGCUACUGGCAUCAAUCUGAUUGCUAGUGAUUUCUUUUUAGGGAAUCGUCUUACAGAAUAUGCCAUAGGAAUCAACAUAAUUAAGCUGUUGAUGAAGAGAGAUGGAAUAGAUUUAUGAGAUGAGAUUGAUGAUUUAAUUGAAAAUGUUAGGGAAUAUAGACGAAAGUAAUAGAUAAAAUUAAUAAAAACUUACAUUGCUGAAAUUUAUUUAAAGUUGUCGAAUUUACAAUACAACUGACAAGAGUCAUUGUUA